CCUGCACGGACAACAAUAUAACUUCGAUGGACAAGAGUCCGAAGAAGACGAAGGCAGAACGCAAGGCCGCAGAGGCAGCGGAACUUGAGAGACACGAGGCUCUCAGGGCUCAAAGAGAGUUUGAAGCUUUUGGAGCGGAACGCGAACGAAGACCAGGAAUUUUGACUGUGUACGAAGUUUGGUGGUGCCAACAGUACCAAUGGCUUAAGGAUAAAGGAUACUUACUUCGGCCUCGAUACGCUCCGGAAUGGGUACCGUCAUGGGAAGGUUUACAGUGCCACCCUUUUGAUUGUGAAGAUGGUCACAUUUCCAGAUACUCCCACAUAAUCGAUGCGACUCGCAUGUCUGAUGGCUUGUAUAUUUCUCUCAAAGUGGUCAACAAAUCGGUCCACCCUCACGAGGUAGAAAUCGGGCAAUACUUUAUGAUGGAGCACCUUGCCUCCGAUCCUAAGAACCACUGUAUUCCGUUCCUAGAUGUAUUAUCAGUGCCGAACGAGGAAGAUAAACAAAUUCUCGUGAUGCCUCUGUUGCUUAAUUUUACGAUGCCUCGAUUCGACACCGUCGGGGAGGUGGUGGAAUGCCUUAGACAGUUAUUCGAAGGCUUGUUGUUCAUGCACAAUAACCACGUAGCGCACCGCGACUGCAUGUCGAGAAAUAUCAUGAUGGAUGCAAAAUAUCUCUACCCUGAACCUUUUCACCCUGUUAUGCCUCACAUGAAGCGUGACUUCAGUGGCUAUGUGAAGCAUCUCACUCGCACUCAGCGGCCGCCAAAGUACUACCUAAUUGACUUUGGCUUGUCGCGCCGGUACGAUGCCACCGAGGAAAACCCGCUGGAGUACCCAAUUUUUGGAGGCGACAAAUCAGUGCCAGAAUUCCAGAAGAAUGCCAAUGUUCCAAUGAAUCCCUUCCCCACCGACAUCUACUAUCUCGGAAACACCAUCAGACAAGAGUUCCUGUAUACCAAGAAGGGGCUCGAGUUCUUGAAACCUCUCGCUGACGACAUGGUGCAGGACGAUCCCAACGGGAGACCUACCAUGGAAGCAGUGGUCGAGCGGUUUGACUUGAUCAGCCAAAAACUUAGCUCAUGGAAGCUGCGUUCCCGUGUCGUUUCCAGGGAAGACGGCCUUCUGGAAAACAUGUAUUAUGGAACCACACACUGGCGGCGGCGCAUAGUCUUCAUCGUCAGGCGUGUUUCAGCCAUACCUCGCCCUUCCAAUUGAAACAUACCUCAUGCGAUGCGCACAUACUUGCAUACGAUGCGAGUUCCAAGGUGCAAACUGAAACGCUCUGGGCUGAGGAUUUGGGGUGAAGUCUUGGCUACGAUCUACCCGUCGAAUGGUCGGUUGUCCUCACAUACUUAUUAUAGCGCACGUAUUCUUAAUGUGUUGUUCUUCACUGGCACUGGUAUGCAUCAAUUCCCAAAGGAUUAUAGUAAAACUAUUGCUA
Suillus clintonianus is the source of this 1446-nucleotide messenger RNA. Its product is annotated as kinase-like domain-containing protein. Gene Ontology annotation, biological process: protein phosphorylation. Gene Ontology annotation, molecular function: protein kinase activity; ATP binding. The record is from RefSeq and is a predicted model, not a curated record. Bases 27 to 1220 code for a protein of 397 amino acids. Lineage: Eukaryota; Fungi; Basidiomycota; Agaricomycetes; Boletales; Suillaceae. The transcript is spliced from 5 exons.